Messenger RNA from Pogonomyrmex barbatus (red harvester ant), 1790 nucleotides. RefSeq lists its product as uncharacterized. NCBI's taxonomy places the organism in Eukaryota, Metazoa, Arthropoda, Insecta, Hymenoptera, Formicidae. The record is from RefSeq and is a predicted model, not a curated record.
AUCGAGUUUGAUGCUUCAGAAUAUUUCAAGUUUGCAAAUUGGAUUUUUGCGAAUAUAAUCAUCUCUAUUUAUAUAAUCUUCAUCUAUAUUUCUGUUAAAUAUAAAAAUCGGAUAAUAACGUGUCUAGGUACCUUUUCUCUACAAACGAAAGCAGUUUUAAAUGAGAUCUUACAGAACGACCGAGAGUCACCGCGAAUGAAACAGUUCCAUGAAAAACUGAAAUUACAGCCGAUACCAAGUAUAUAUAUAGAAAUAGAACCGCGAGAACGGUUCGUGGACUUAGUAUUAGUGGAGAUUGAUUCGAGAACUGGAGAACUAAUACCAAAUAGUGAGAAGGAUCCUACUAAAUGGGGAGACUGGCAGAAUGGUGGUAGAGUCAGCGAUUUUUGAAACAAAGUUGCCAUGUAUUUUCUUAUUGAUUGAUUCUUUAUAGACAUUAGUAUAUUUAAAAAACUUUGAGAAUCUUCUCUAUUUGCAAAGAUCAAUCUAUUUUUGGAAUAAUUCAUCAAAAAUAAAUCAGAAAUUCAAUUUUUUCGAUAAUCAAUAUUAAAUAAAAUGAUUUAAAUUAAAAUCUUUCUCAAUAUAAAAAAAUAUGAAAAUUGAUGUAUAUGUAGAAAGGCAUUUGUAUUGCAAAACAAAACUUGUAUAUCAGUGAGGUAAUAAAUUACAUUAUACAAACGUGAGUCUUCUUGUGAGACUACAAUACCCGAGGAUAAGUUUCCAGAAGUUACUACAAAUUUAUCAGUAACAAUAUUUCAGGUUUAUGAAAUAUUGUUAUUAUGGUAUUAACCUCAUAUGACUUUCUUUUAGAAAGUCUGGCACUAUGGCAACCUACACAAAAAGCUUAUGUCGUUAUGCAGAUUAUCAGUACAUUACAUAUACAAAAAUAUGCAAUACUUUGUCAAAUACUGAAUACUGUAUAUUAGGAUAACAAACAUGUUAUACAUCAAAGCGAUUAAAUUUCUCGCUACUAACGAGUAAUAUAAAAUGAACAUAGAACUAAAUCAUUAACAGACAUUAGUGUAUCGUGUUAGUGUUAAAGAUUGAAUGUAUCUUUAGGUUUCGCGUGAACAAAUUAUUUCAAAUCAAUCCAUAUUCGUUGAUAAAAUAAAUUUUACGUCAGUAGCAGCGAAAAUUUAUUUAGCCAAGAUAUAUAAUAAGUUUUCAGAACUAAUACUAACCGUUCACGUAGAAAAAGAGCGUAGUUAAUUCUACAAAUAUAUCGUAUCAAGAAACAUAUGUACACGAUAUUUUAGUAAAAAUUUCAUUUUGUAUUUAUCAGUAUGUAUGUUUUCAAAAUUCUUCCGAUCAUAUCGAAAAUUCUUAAAAAAUAAUGUACUACGAGGUUACAUUGUUGCACAUGAGAUGCAGAAUUUCGUCCUCCUUUUUUCCUUUUUGGCUAUUGGUCGAUAGCGAAUGGAUCAUUUGAUUAAUCUCACUAUAUUUCCUUAAUAUUUUCUUAGAAUUUAAAACAGUACUGACAGCAGAGUGUGACAUUUUGCGUUAUCAGUACAGUAGUUUCGUAAGUGUAGUUCCUAUUUACAUGUAUAGCUUCCCAUUAUGUAUGCUUUAACACAGGAAGAGUUUCAGCUUUCGUACUUCUUAAUACAAGAAUAUGUAUUACUUGCGCUAUACAGAACAUAUAAAAUUUUGUUCAAAAAGUGAAAAUAAAAAUUAGCAGAUAUUUACAUAAUGAUGGUCUUCUAUAUAAUAUGAUUUCUUAUGUACACACAUCAUAUAUUCCUAAACAACAUAUGGUCAAAAGUGUUUAAAACAGAAUUUAAUGCAAA